Molecule: messenger RNA, 2051 nt
Organism: Eublepharis macularius
Lineage: Eukaryota; Metazoa; Chordata; Lepidosauria; Squamata; Eublepharidae
Gene: DNAJC21
Product: DnaJ heat shock protein family (Hsp40) member C21
Exons: 12
Coding region: 120-1736 (538 amino acids)
Cellular component (GO): cytoplasm
Molecular function (GO): zinc ion binding; nucleic acid binding
Source: RefSeq, a predicted model, not a curated record
GGCCUCCCUCCCUCCCCUUGCCGGCUGCGGCUGCCUUCCGCACGCGGGUGCUGGUUGAGGAGGGCAGAGCCGGCUCCAAGCCGCCUGCCGCCUUACCGGCGAAGAGCUCUUAGGCGAGGAUGAAGUGUCACUACGAAGUGCUGGGCGUGAAGCGCGACGCGGGCGAGGAAGAGCUGAAGCGAACCUACCGGAGGCUGGCACUGCGUUGGCACCCAGACAAGAACCUAGAAAAUGCCGAAGAGGCUGCAGAACAGUUCAAACUGAUCCAAGCGGCAUACGAUGUGCUAAGUGAUCCUCAAGAAAGGGCCUGGUAUGACAAUCACAGAGAAGCUCUGUUGAAAGGUGGGGUUGAUGGAGAGUAUCAAGAUGACAGUGUGGAUAUCCUGCGCUUCUUUACUGUGACCUGUUACUCUGGCUAUGGAGAUGAUGAAAAGGGUUUCUAUGCAGUGUAUCGUCAUGCCUUUGAAAUGAUUGCAAAAGAAGAAAUGGAGUAUGUGUCUGAGGAAGACUCUGAAGAAUUUCCAAGUUUUGGAGACUCUCAGAGUGACUAUGACACGGUAGUCCACUGCUUUUACGCUCACUGGCAGAGUUUUUGUACUCAGAAGAAUUUUGCAUGGAAGGAAGAGUAUGACACGCGGCAGGCAUCCAACCGCUGGGAGAAACGAGCGAUGGAGAAAGAGAACAAGAAAACCCGGGACAGAGCCAGGAAGGAAAGGAACGAGCUGGUCCGUGAACUGGUGGCCUUUAUCCGGAAGCGAGACAAGCGGGUUCAGGCCCACCGAAAGUUUGUGGAAGAACAGAAUGCGGCGAAGGCCAAGAAGGCGGAGGAGCUCCGCAGGCAGCAGAAACUCAAGCAAGCCAAGCUGGCUGAGCAAUACAAAGAACAGAGCUGGAUCAGAAUGUCGGAUCUCGAGCGAGAGCUGCAGCAGAUGGAAGCCCAGUACGAAAAGGAGUUUGGCGACGGGUCAGACAGUGAAGAGGAAAGAGAGUCCCAAGAGCAGAAAGAGGGGCAAGAAGACAAAUUAAGUGACGAGGCUGAUGAUGCUGAAUAUUACGAUGAUCUCUACUGCGCUGCUUGUGAUAAAUCCUUUAAGACUGAAAAAGCCAUGAAGAACCAUGAAAAAUCCAAAAAGCACCGAGAGAUGGUCGCCUUGUUACGGCAGCAGCUGGAGGAAGAGGAGGAAGAAUUUUCUCUCACUGCAGCUGAUGAGAAUGGAUUGGACACUAAAGAGGAGGAGGAAGAGGAAGAAAUGCCCAAGCAAAAGCUCUCAAAGAAGCAGAGAAAGAAACAAAAACCCAUGAUGGCCCAGGAAGUACCCUUUGAUGCUCAGAGCACAGGGGAUCAAGCUGAUGGGGCGAGUGAGGCCGGCGGUGCCAACCAGGAUAGUAUAGCUGAAGAAUCAGAGGAUGCCAGCAAAAGCCACAGCCCAGAUGACGCAAAUGCUGGAGAAAAUAAAGCUCCUGCCGACGAGCCAAAAACGGAGACGAAAACCAAUCCAAAACCUAAAGGAAAGAAAGCGAAAGAUACGAAAAAAACCUCUGCAAGAAGUUGUUCAGAACAUCAAACCGUGAGUGAAGCGUCUAUCCGGUGUGUCACCUGCCACUGCGAGUUCCAGUCGCGGAAUAAGCUGUUUGACCACUUGAAAGUGACGGGUCACGCCAAGGCAGUGCAGCCGCCAACUGCUAACGGAGCCGUGAGCAGCCGUGGCAAGAAAGAAAAACGUAAAAACAGAUAGGGCCCCCUGAAGGAGUUGGUGGGAGAGCCGAUUGGUCCGAUUGGCACGACCCUCAGAGGAACCUUGAUAGCCCCAAGAGAGACGAGAUUGGUCCCAGCUGCAUUCGCUGGGAUGGAAAAAUUCGUUGGUUUUCCUCAGCAACAAGGACUGCAGCAGAGGCUUUAAACAUGGAUUGUGCCUCUUAUUCACUUUGUGGGUUUUUUUUUUAAAUUGACCAUUAAUGGCUGUGUUGUACAUGGUCACUUCACUAAUUCUAAGCUUCUGAAACCCAUCCUUGCCCCCGCCCCAAGCCCAGGUACUCAUCAAGAGGUUCUU